GGCUCAGAGUGACAUUGAAGUCCGGGUGUCCCAGUUGACUGCUGAUCUCACCAGACUGCUGGAAGCUGACAGGAAAAAGAUGGACUCAGAGAGAGAUCCCAGCACUCAAACCCAGAACACAAUACAGAACCUGGAGCGAAUCCACAGCCACUACAUACAACUCCAGAGUCAGCUCCUGGGGUCUGCGCUCACUGUGAUGGCAGGUCAAGCUCAUGUGACCUCUAACCCCAGAGUGAACCCUGCCCUCUGCCCUCUACGUGACCCUAUGGAGUGUAGCCAUCAGUCCAGCUGUCAGCCUGCUCCUCUUCAGAUUUCCACAGCACCGUCCACCGCCCAGCAGAGAGUUGGAGGAGCUGGUCAGAGGCCCCUGGAGACCCCUGGCCCUUGUGGGAUGGUUCCCAGGUCCAGUUCAGGGUCGCUGGUCUGGACCAGACCACAGAGAGCAGCGACAACAGCCAGCACAAAGCAUGGAGGAAGUGACAGACACCUUGAGGCCGUCAGUAACCAACGUAGCCCCCAAACUGGAGCCACUGCAGCAGAGACUGACCCAGUUACCAUAGCAACACCCAGCAACGACCUCCCGCAGCAAAACAGGAGCAACCAGCACCACCCAGAGGCUCCUGCCAUUCCUACAGCAAUCCAGUCACCUGCUGGAAGUCAUGUUCAGGCUUUAGCCAAUCACCGCCAGUCUGCAGUGAAGCGAGCCAAACAGGUGCUGCAGGAGACGGCACAGCAGAACACGCAGAUGGAGUGGUUCCAUGCCAAGGAGAUCAGACCAUCCAACCCAAACCCUCUUGCUGUCUUUAGCCCUGGAGGGAGAGCCUGCCUUUCCUCCUCCUCCUCCUCUCAGCCUCCUCUUCCUCCUCCCGUCAUCUCCAGACAGCCUCAACACAGCCAGGACAGCAGCAUCCUGUCUCUCCACAGAAAGCCCGUGGUUCCCUCCAUGUUUGAGGAGGCUGGCCAGGUUCUGCGCCAGGUCCAGAGACAGCGGAAGGUUCUAGAGGAGAACCUGGAGGCCAUGUUACGAGCAAAAGACACAGAGCUUCUGAACUAUCAGCUGGAGGCCGUGUCUACGAACAGAGAUUACAGUGAAGAGGUGCAUAUUAAGAGGAUGGUGGACGCUUGGAUCAGCAGCCUUACCAAAGACAUCCAGGCUGAAAUGACCUCACACACCAACAGUCCAGUCAAAGACUCCUCUAAAGGCAGAGAUGCUCCUCUCACGCUCCAGAAGAAAGCCACCGGGAGCAGAAAAGUGAAGGAGCGGCUACAGAGCAUGCCCAGAAAAGCAGGGAUCAAGAUGGAGGAGAGAGGAGGUGGAGGACAGACGGACAGGAACUUGGAACAGAAGGAAGCAUCUGGUCGACUCCGAGCUGGACAGAGAGCGAGUGCAGCAGAUCCCGGCCGUGGAGAGAGAGAGGGAGAAAGACAGAAAUGUCUGAUGCGUCUCUAUGGCAGGGCUCCAUAUGAGGGCCACAGGCGGACCCUGAGGAGCCCAUACCUGCGAUUCAGCUCACCUGCCUCGCCCAGAAGGAAGUCAGCCCGGCCUCGUCUGGUGGAGAGGAUCACAGGAGUGAAAGUGAAAACCACAAAGACACAGACCAACUUGGCUCCACCCAUUUCUUCUCCUCUUUGCUCAUCAGCUGGGCAACCACUCCAUUACAUCUUCAGACCCUUCCACAUGACCCCCGGUGUGACCUGUGAGCGUCCAGUGAACCCUGUGGAGGGUUCCCUCAUCCCCAUGGCCAUUCCUCUCGGCCAGCCGAGGAUAGACACUGCUCUUCCUCAGCCCUCCAGGGUUCUCUUGUUUGAUGACUCCCUCUCCCAAGCCCAGACCACCACCCCCUCAGGGCCCCAGAUGUCCAACAAGGCCACCCUGCCGGGCAUUUCUGAGAGCGUCACAGCAGCUCAGUCACAGAUGAUGGCCAUAGCUGAGAGUGAGCUUGAAGAAGAGGAGGAGGAAGAGGAAAGCAUGUUUCCUGGAACAGAUUUCCUGUCAGUCACUGAUGUCGUCCAGGAGGAGAGUGCUGUGUCUGAGAAGGUGAUGGAGUUGUCUGGCCAGGCAUCUUCUCCAGUUGUCAUGUACCAUGGACCCUCCUUCCCUCCUCAGCCCUCUGUGGCUCCACCUGAGCAGGAGCACACCUCCGCCUUUGGCCUCAUCCAGCAGAGAGAGACCCUGGAGUCUCGGUUGGUGGACUGGGUGGAGCAACAGUUGAUGGCCAGGAUGAUCUCAGAAAUGUACCGCCCUCCUCCCUCUGACCCCGCCCACAAUGAUUCCAUCCUCCAAUCAGAGCUGGAGCAUCAGAGCGUGGCCUCAGAGAUUGUGCAGGGUGCAGAGGGAGGGUGUGUCCAGCUCUUUGUCGAUGCAGGUCUUCCAGUGGAUUCGGUGCUGCUCAGACAGCUGGUGUGUGAAGCGGUGGCUGAGACUGUGUCUGUGAUGCUGGGACAGAACACAAAGAUACCCGGCCAGGAACCAACAGCACCACAGGAGAGUUUGAUUCCUACCCCAGUCCUCACCCCAGAGCCCAAUUCAGCUGAGCCCAGCCAACAGCUCCCCCUCCUGGCCACGCCUCUUCCCUCUGAGCCCACCAGCCUGGAGCACAGCCCCCAUCCAGAGCCCACAGAGGCCACGCAACAGGCUUCAGCCACAGAGACUGAUCCAGAGCCAGUAGCCACACCCCUCUCCACCCCAGAGCCCUCCCCUCCUGGCACCUCCCACAGCCUCCUGCCCCGGGUAGACACUCAUCUCCCCCUGGAUGAGGAGGACCCAAACUACAAACUGAAGACACACGCACAGUCCAGACCACGACCUCUGGUGAUGUCAGUCGAAGAAAAGGAGCCUGUUCUUUCCUCUCCUUCUCCACCUCCCUCCAGACUUCCACCCCAGACUCCCUCUUCUCCCACCCUCUCUUCAACCUCUGCCCCCAGGCCUGAGCCGACACAAUUACCCCCCACUUCCUCCGGAGACAGUAGUACUAGUAGUAGUACUUCUAGCAGUAGUAGUACUGGUAGUAGGUCCUCAGUCACAGUGGGGACGGACACAGCCAUGAAACACAUCUCAGAGGGAGAACUGAUUAUCAACCCCAACCAGCUACUGACUACGACAGCUCUGCAGGAGGACAGUGUAUCUUUUCUAGGCACUAGUAGCUUCUCAAGUUCUCUCCAGGAGCUACAGGACAUGGAAUUUGACCCCCCCAGUGAGGGGCAGGUCAAAGUUCACCACAACCCUCUCCUGACCCUGCUGGCCAAGAUCGACCGGGGACUCUCGCACACUCAGCGCGAGGGCUUCUGGGAGGAGGAGGGGGAGGAGGUGAGCAUGGGGGAGGUAAAUGGACAUCAGAGGUUCUCCCUGCUGGAACCCAGUGACAGGAAUACCAAACCAAAAAGGACUACAAAUGCCAGGAGCAUGGUCUCAGAGACUACAAAUUCCAUCAGCUGUGGGAGGAGUUUGUCAGCCGGGCAGAGGCAAGCGUCCUCUCCUGGACAACUGUCUAUGUGUGAAGAUCUCACCCAGCUGAGUUUUGAAGUGACCAAUCAGAGCCUUGUUACCAUGGGAGACCUGGCAGUUGAACUAGUCAGGACUAGUGUGGUGAUCUCUGACCUCCAGACUGAUCAAUCAUUUCCCCACCCAUCAUUGAAGGACACACACACUUCAGCACAGGCUGAGGCUGGACCCCUACAGACCCCUGAGGCCCUCAGGCCGGCUCCCAUCAUGGUCAGACAGUAUGAGGAGACAGACCCAGGACACACAGAGCAGGAGGAGCCCAGUGGAGCAUCCAGGAAGACGUCCGUCCAUCUUCCCAGUGUGGUGCCGGAGCAGAGAGAGGAGGAGGAGGAGGUCGGUUUGGAGGGACCAGCAGACACAGAUUCCUCUGCCAAUGGAGUGUUCUAGAAGAAAGUGUGGGUGGUAGACAUGAUAUCUAGAAGAAAGUGUGGGUGGCAGACAUGACCUCUAGAAGAAAGUGUGGGUGGCAGACAUGAUAUCUAGAAGAAAGUGUGGGUGGUAGACGUGAUCUCUAGAAGAAAGUGUGGGCAGUAGACAUGAUAUCUAGAAGAAAGUGUGGGUGGUAGACGUGAUCUCUAGAAGAAAGUGUGGGCAGUAGACAUGAUAUCUAGAAGAAAGUGUGGGUGAUAGACGUGACCUCUAGAAGAAAGUUGUGGGUGAUAGACAUGAUAUCUAGAAGAAAGUGUGGGUGAUAGACAUGAUAUCUAGAAGAAAGUGUGGGCAGUUGACAUGAUCUCUCGAAGAAAGUGUGGGCAGUAGACAUGAUAUCUAGAAGAAAGUGUGGGUGGUAGACGUGAUCUCUAGAAGAAAGUGUGGGUGAUAGACAUGACCUCUAGAAGAAAGUGUGGGUGAUAGACAUGAUAUCUAGAAGAAAGUGUGGGUGGUAGACGUGAUCUCUAGAAGAAAGUGUGGGCAGUAGACAUGAUAUCUAGAAGAAAGUGUGGGUGGUAGACGUGAUCUCUAGAAGAAAGUGUGGGCAGUAGACAUGAUAUCUAGAAGAAAGUGUGGGUGAUAGACAUGACCUCUAGAAGAAAGUGUGGGUGAUAGACAUGCUAUCUAGAAGAAAGUGUGGGCAGUUGAUAUGAUCUCUCGAAGAAAGUGUGGGUGGUAGACGUGACCUCUAGAAGAAAGUGUGGGUGAUAGACAUGACCUCUAGAAGAAAGUGUGGGUGAUAGACAUGAUCUCUAGAAGAAAGUGUGGGCAGUAGACAUGAUCUCUAGAAGAAAGUGUGGGUGGUAGACAUGAU
Molecule: messenger RNA, 4748 nt
Organism: Lampris incognitus (smalleye Pacific opah)
Lineage: Eukaryota; Metazoa; Chordata; Actinopteri; Lampriformes; Lampridae
Product: KIAA0586 ortholog
Exons: 26
Coding region: 80-3889 (1269 amino acids)
Biological process (GO): smoothened signaling pathway
Cellular component (GO): ciliary basal body; centriole
Source: RefSeq, a predicted model, not a curated record